AUGAAUAUGUGUCUAUUUAUUCAUAGAGAAAAUGAAACUAAUAAACUUAAAUUACAAAAAAUCCAAGUAAAACUUGAACAAAUAGAAGCUAAAGAACAAGAAACAUUAAAUAAAUUAAAAGAAUCUCUUGCCAUAACUGAACAAGAUAAAUUUGAAAGAGUAGAAGCUAUUGUUGAACGUGAUCAAAUUAAAAUUGAACUUGUUGAAAUUCAAAAGAGACUAAAAAAAUUCCUAGAUGAGAUAAAUGACAAGGUUAUUAAUGAAAAACAAAAUAUUGAAGUCAUAUAUCAAGAUCGAUUAAAAGAAAAUACUGAAAAAAUAAGACAAAUCGAAGAACAAUGUACACAAUAUGAAUUAACCAUUGAUAGAUUAACUCGAGAAAAAAUAUCGUUAGCAACCGACAUAGAUGUAUGGAAGGAACGUUUUCAACAACAAGAAAUUGAUUUAAGUCAGACGACAGAUUCUAUUAAACAUACAAUUCAAAAAUCAAUAAGUGAACGUGAUCAAGCUAAUAGUAAUACCAUACAAAUUCGAUCAGAUUUUGAGAAAUUACUGUUACAAAGUAACCAGGAUUUACUUCAACUUCGUUAUCAACUUAGUUCAACACAAAAUCGUCUUAAUGACACUGAAAGUGAAUUGCUUCAAUCCAAGAAACAAUGUCUCGAUUUAACAAAAGAAAUAAAUCGUUUAACACAAGAAAACAUUAUGUUAAAAAGUAUUAAACAAAGUCUUGAACGAUCACGUGAAGAAAAUAUGAAUGCAAUUCUUGUUAUAUUAAAUAAACAUGAACAAGAUUAUCGAACAAUAAUUGAAAAUCUUGAACUAGAACGGCAUCAAUCAUUAUCUUAUCUUGAAAAUCUUGUUCAUGAUCAAAAUACAAUACUAAAUAAAUUACAAGUAACAAUUGAAAACCAAGAAUUACAUAUAAAAUUAUUAAAUGCAUAUGAACAUCUUGAACAAUUCGAUAGCCAAUUAUUACAACAUUAUCAUACACAUAUUAAAUUACAGAAACAAAUUAUUGAUUUAAAUAAUCAAGUUAAAACUUAUAAAAAUAUUAUUAAUAAAAUUUAA
This is a messenger RNA of Rotaria sp. Silwood1, 1071 nucleotides long. The record is from the annotation of a GenBank genome assembly. Lineage: Eukaryota; Metazoa; Rotifera; Eurotatoria; Philodinida; Philodinidae.